AUGUCCUCCAUCGAGAGUGUCGCCAGACACACGACGCAACCGACCAUCGAGUAUCUGGCAGCAAACGUCUCCGCAGGAAGGAGAGAAGUGCGACCGCCUCCGUCAAGAGCCAAGAGCCUGUUGAUAUCUUUGUUGCUUGACCUGAUUAAAAAGUCAGCACCAGCUAGGAUUAUCAAUGUAUCUUCCACGGCUCACUCCUGGGGAUCCAUAAAUCUAGAGGACCUCAACAGUGAGAAGCAUUACAACAAGAAUAAAGCCUAUGCUCAAAGCAAGCUAGCCAAUGUCCUCUUCACCCGCUCACUGGCGAAACGAUUAGAAGGCACAGGCGUGACGACCUACUCUCUCUAUCCUGGAGUUGUUCAGACUGAGUUGUGGCGUCAUCUGAAUGGUGUCCAGCAAUUCUUCAUGAAGAUGAUCAGUCCUUUUACCAAAAACUCUGUCCAGGGAGCGCAGACAACAAUUUACUGUUCUGUUGACCCAUCAUUGGAGAAGGAGAGUGGCGGAUACUACAGUGACUGUGCUCCUGCUAACUGCUCUGCGGCUGCCAAAGACGACAACGUGGCGGAGAAGCUGUGGGAGCUGAGCUGCAGUUUGCUCUCUUUAACGUGGGACUGAGACAUUCACAACUGAAAAUAACAUCCUGGCAGUAUAUUCUGUUUCUUUAUUACUUGAUUAUUUUAUUAUAAUGUAGAUAAAAAUGUGCAGUUGUCAUUAUCUAAAUCUGCUUACAGUUUCAGAUUUUUCCAACACUCCUUGUAUGCUGUUUUCUCAUUGCCUGAGCACUUAUGGGCACGCCAAACUUUAAACACUUCAUCUUUAUCUCAACAACACAGCUGUAAAACUUUAUUCUGCACAUUGCACAGUUUUGACUUUUUAGUUGUUCCUUGGAAAUAAUUUAUUAUGGUCACAUUUGCCUUUGACUCACACAGUGAAACUGGUAACUAUGUCGAAUAGCAAAUAUAAGAUCAGUGGAAAUCUUAAAACCCUGAUUUAUAAAAAUUAAAAGAAGCUUAAAUAUUUUCUUUAUUAACGUUUAAUACAAGGUUUGUAAUUAAUUGGAUACCAUCUGCAUGAUAAUUAAUAAUAGACUGUAGUCUUGUUUACAUUGUUUACAAAAACUUUUCUUUUUACUUUCUGACAUUAAACUGACUCAUGGAGAGCAUU
Molecule: messenger RNA, 1164 nt
Organism: Oreochromis niloticus (Nile tilapia)
Lineage: Eukaryota; Metazoa; Chordata; Actinopteri; Cichliformes; Cichlidae
Product: retinol dehydrogenase 12
Exons: 4
Coding region: 1-615 (204 amino acids)
Source: RefSeq, a predicted model, not a curated record